Molecule: messenger RNA, 1737 nt
Organism: Penicillium malachiteum
Lineage: Eukaryota; Fungi; Ascomycota; Eurotiomycetes; Eurotiales; Aspergillaceae
Product: DUF3176 domain-containing protein
Exons: 2
Coding region: 1-1737 (578 amino acids)
Source: RefSeq, a predicted model, not a curated record
AUGGCUCAGUCAAAGGAAGGAUACCGACUUUCAUAUGUCCCACUCAAUGAUGAGCCCGAAAGCUCAGGCAGGGCCAAAGUGAGACCUUUAUCUUCGGCAGAGCAGGUGUUUCUCCAAUCCCAGGCGCAUGGAUUCUGGGGUGCUAGCUGGACCUGGGAGAUUCUGAGUUGUCUCACAUCGAUUGUCUUUUUUAUCGCUCUUAUUCUGGUGCUUUGGCAAUAUGAUGGAAAGCCAAUGCCUGAUUGGCCUUAUGGCAUCACUCUCAACGCGCUGGUGUCCGUUCUCAGUACAGUGAUGAAAGCAACCAUGGCAUUUAUUGUUGCUGAGAGUCUAGCUCAACUGAAAUGGUCGUGGUUCAGCGGCGGGAAUAAGCUAAGUGACCUCGCUAUGCUUGAUGCUGGUAGUCGUGGGGCUAUGGGUUCUCUUCUUGUUCUACUGAGAACAACCCCUCGACACCUGGUCACUCUUGGAAGUUUGGUACUAGUCGUCGCAACUGCCACAGAUCCAUUUGUUCAGCAGGUGAUGGCUAUAAAAGAACGACCCAUACAUGCCCCUGGAAAUGCCUCGAUCCAGGUUUGCAAUACUAGCAUGUAUACGGACUAUGGCGAAGGUCCAGGACCAGGAUUGAACCAGGUUCUACUACCAACUCUGGGGGCUAUUUACUCUGGAAUUUUCCAGACACAGAAUUCCAAUGCCAAAAAUGUCAUGAUGGACUGCCCAAGCGGCAACUGUACCUUUUCACGAUAUCAAUCCAUGGGAUUUUGCAGCCGAUGCGCCAAUAUUACGGAUGCACUUGUCCUUUCGAAAUCCGCGAUUGUCCCCAGUGAGCCAACUUACCAUUACAAAUUACCAAAUGGAUUCAUGUUCUCAACUUCUAUCAACAACAUAUACUUGAUGAACUCAACAUCGAGUCGGAAUCUUAUCCGGUUAAACACAACCGGAUCGACUCCUAUAGUGAAUUUCACUGCAAUCAGUGCCGCAGGAUACGGGGUUCCGCCUCAAGUCAGCGCCACGGAAUGUGCCCUCUUCUUUUGUGUUGACACUUACGAGGCGGGUGUAGAAGGGGGUACAUUUUCCGAAACCCGGACCUCAUUCUCUACAGCAGAAAACACUUCCUCUGUUGUUGAAGACUUUUCCCUGAUCCCAGAUACCUGUUAUGUGAAUGGAACGCGCGUGGAGAAACCAUACAAUGACACAGACGAUUGCAUUUACAACGUCAAUUGGUUAAGUAGAUUGUCUAUGUACAACUCGAUUUCCCCACUUCUCAAGGGGAAAGGGUCUCUAGGCAUGUCCAACCGACCAAGCUGGAGUUCUAAUACUGUGGAAGCUCUUUAUGGCACAUAUGGAAACUUUACAGACAUCAACUCGGUUUUUCUGUCACUAGCCUCCACACUCACUAUCAAUUCCCGCUCUCAAGUCUGCCAGGAAAAGGUCAGUGGGAUUCCGUGGACUAUCCAGUCAUUUGUCCAUGUCAGAUGGAAAUGGAUGAUUCUUCCGGGGCUACUUGUUGUGCUGAGCAUGAUCUUCUUGGGGAUCACGGUUGUGCAUACCAGAAAUCAGUAUAUUUGGAAGUCUUCUCCUUUGGCUCUUCUUUUCUCCAAUCUACUGAUUGAUGAGCCUCUUGAAUUGAAAUCCAAUCCAACUCUUAAAGGCAUGGAGAAUACUUCAAGGAAGAUGGAAGUUCUGCUGGAAACUACGAAUGAAGGUGUCCGGUUGAAAGCAGUUCCUCGAUCUUGA